This is a messenger RNA of Capronia epimyces CBS 606.96, 1569 nucleotides long. RefSeq lists its product as uncharacterized. Gene Ontology annotation, molecular function: phosphatase activity. Gene Ontology annotation, biological process: dephosphorylation. The transcript has 2 exons. Bases 1 to 1569 code for a protein of 522 amino acids. NCBI's taxonomy places the organism in Eukaryota, Fungi, Ascomycota, Eurotiomycetes, Chaetothyriales, Herpotrichiellaceae. The record is from RefSeq and is a predicted model, not a curated record.
AUGGGCACCUUAAAAGCUCUGCAAACUGCCUUCGGGGCUGGCUUUUCUACUGACCCUUCGACCGCCCCCCAUAGCCCCGUCGGACAGAUCUGGCUGCACACCAUGUUCACCAAGAUUGGAAACUUUUUGGCAGUCGGAUUGUUGUCGUACGACGCCGCGGCUCAGUGCUUACAAGCCAACAACAGCAAACCUGUUGACCUCAGCUGGCAUCCUCCUAACAAGACCAGCAUCAACAAUCUCAGCGACGUCGUCAACGGAACCGGUGUCAAUGGGUUUGUUUUCAACACGUCGGACACCCCAGUCACCUCCGGUUAUGGGACAUACAAUUGGUGCAAUAUGCCCCAUGUCAGGAAGCAGGAAUAUGUGGUUCCUCCCAAAGAGUACAAGCUGGAAUACGUGGAAUUGAUCCACCGCCAUCACAAGCGUACACCCUAUGCGCACAACACUUUCCCUCACGAGACUUAUCCUUGGUACUGUGAUGACGAGGCUCUGUUCUACUACGGCGCCCCAAGACCAGACGGCCACUCCGCGCAAAUCAAUUGGCAGGUCUACACGUCGGACGCCAAUCCCCUGGCGCCUGAAGGGUUCAAUGGGACCUGCCAGUUCCCCCAGAUCACCGCUGGGGGGCUGAACGACUCCCGCCAACACGGGACGGAUCUGUUCGGGGUGUACCAUGACCUGCUGAGUUUUUUGCCGGACACGUAUGACUCGCAGAAGAUCCAGUAUCGAGUAACCAACAAUGUGAUAACAUCACAGGUCGCGGGCCAGAUCGUCAAGGGCCAGUACCCCGGCCCGUUCACCGACAAGCCUGUCAGUGUGGCGAUCCAGCCUGCAUCUGUCGACUCCCUCGAGCCUGCAUACACGUGUGGCGCUGCCAGCGAUUUGUUCGCCAGCUACGGCGUGGGCAGCGACGCAACUAACUGGACACUACAUCUGAACGAGUCGGCUGCACUGUUUGCGAGACUUGACUCGAUCUCGGGGGUCAAUACCACCAAUUUGGACUGGAAGAUUUCAUUCGAUCACUAUUUUGACAAUCUAUCUGCGCGGCUGUGCCACCAGAAACCGCUGCCUUGCCAGGCCGGUAACUCGAGCAACUGUGUCGUACAAACCGACGCCGACGCCGUGUUCCGCAGGGGUGAGUACGAGUACAGCUUCAUUUACCGCGAUUCGCCGCAGUCGCUCGCCGCCAGCGCUGCCUCCUUUGGAAUAUGGAUGGCGGAACUUGCGAGCAACCUUCGCGGCGCAAUGGGUGCUGACAACACAACUAAAAGCCCCGCACUGUACCGGCAUAACAUUGCCCACGACGGCAGCCUGUCCCGACUGCUAAGUAUUCUCCAGGUCGAUUCUAUGGUUUGGCCUGGGAUGGGGUCAGAAGUCGUCUUCGAACUCUACUCGCGCGAAGGCUGCUAUUUUCUACGUGUACUCUGGGGCGGCAAAGUCCUGCGAAGUUCGAACCCGAGUCUCGGCCGCAUGGAUUUGAUUCCUGUCCAGGUGUUCCUGGAUUAUGUAGAUGGCUUGGUUGGGGUCAAGGCGGCGAAGAUACCAGGGUUGUGCGAGGGAAGGGAGUAG